Pecten maximus is the source of this 3268-nucleotide messenger RNA. RefSeq names its product PR domain zinc finger protein 14-like. The record is from RefSeq and is a predicted model, not a curated record. Gene Ontology annotation, molecular function: protein binding; RNA polymerase II transcription regulatory region sequence-specific DNA binding. Gene Ontology annotation, cellular component: nucleus. Bases 801 to 2285 code for a protein of 494 amino acids. The transcript has 10 exons. Gene Ontology annotation, biological process: regulation of transcription by RNA polymerase II. NCBI's taxonomy places the organism in Eukaryota, Metazoa, Mollusca, Bivalvia, Pectinida, Pectinidae.
UGAUUAAAAAUGCAUUGCCGUGUUCUCUUUUAACUUUAAAAUAAAAUUAUCAUAUACAUGUAAUUAUACUGGAGUGAAGCGUGAAAACAUAGAAAUGUUAAAACUGAAAUAGAACGAGAUAAUAAUAGGCAAUGUCAUGUAAACUGUACUAAAUUGUGACAGUCCUCAUCACAAAGGUAACCGAUAUAGAAGACCUAUGUGAAUUACAAUAUAUAAUGAACAUUAAAAUAACAUGUAUACCACGGGUUAAAGCCAGGUAAACACUACCGUCCACCCUCCGUAUUAAUACUCAAGCUUGACCAUCAAAUGACCAAACUAUCUGGUCGGACAAGAUUUGUGUUAGAACCGUACAACAAUACCUCACACUAUGGCAAGUGUCAAAGCCCGUCCGGUUCGACAGCCAGCGCGCUCUGGUGGCCUAAACCCGCCCCCUAUUUUAUGUUGAUACUCGAUUUGAAUUAACUAACCCUUAAUCUCAUUGUGAUGUGCCUCCGAGCCCAUGUAACCCCUUGUCGCAUUAUCGGUCUCAUUUCAGUUUUCAUUAAUCACAUACAAAUUCAGGCGCAAGCGCAAACAGUCGAUGAUAGCACUUGGAUUGACCAAAUGAAAUCUGAUGUUUACUUUAAAACUUACCACUGUUAUGUGAAAACAGGAGCUCUACUCCUCGAUUACAGCGAUAUGUAGCCGCAGUUUGAACAAAUCUCUUCUACGCACAGGUGCGCCAGACACGGAGACAUUAUAAGUUAUAAUAUAUUUCUAAAAAAUCAUUUAAAGUUAAUGUAUUGAUUCUUUAUCAAACUAUGGAACAAAUAAGACCGAAUGUGUUUCCAUUUUUUCCUCAUCCAUUUACAUCGCCGAUGCAUGGGAUGCCGAUGGAGCGACUCCACCUUGGGGGUCCAGCCUUUCCAAUGUCUGCACCCAUGUUCGCCCCAUCCCACACGUCCGUAUCAGGGAUGACGGCGCCACUCGGAAACUCGACCCCCGGGAUGCUGAUGAACAGAUUCGCUCCACCCAUGGGGAUUCCAACGUUUUCGUUCUCACAAGAGGAAGUUGAUAUGGUACUUUACGGGUACACCAAGAACAAGCGGGGGGACAAACUAAAUGGCCACGCCCUGUCCGGACUAAGACUCGGGGACAUCACUCACGGUGGUGACGAUGUAAGAUCCCGGGGGCCAGGCGGACAAAGAUCCCGUCCCCCCGGGGAAGGAAUGCACAAAAGUAUUGACCGGAUACUAGGAGCGGGAAGCGCAUACUCUCAUUCACAACUACGACAACCUAUGAUAACCACCAAAGUCUUGGAAGCUGCAGGGCUCGAUCUGCCUGAAGGGGUGGCCAUUUUCCAGACGACGUUCGCCGGUGGAAUACAUUAUGGCGUAUUUUGUACCCAAACAAUAAUCGCCCGGAGCACAAAAUUCGGACCCUUUAAGGGUAGGACCGUCAAUAUGAGCGAGAUAAAGACUAAUGAUGAUAAUUCAUUUAUGUGGGAGAUUUUUCAAGAAGGCAAAUUAAGUCAUUUUGUGGAUGGUCGUGGCAGCACUGGGAACUGGAUGUCUUUUGUGAAUUGUGCUCGGUAUGCACAGGAACAGAAUUUGAUCGCUAUACAAACAGAUGGAGAGAUCUACUACGAAGUGUGUAAGGAUAUUCCCCAAGGGACUGAACUCCUUGUGUGGUACGGAGACUGCUACCUACAGUUUAUGGGAGUACCUGUGUCACUGAAGGAAAUGGCAGAUGGGGAGGGCAAUCAAGAAAGUGAAUCGGCCGAGGGAUACCAAUGUGAGCGAUGUGGAAAGGUCUUCGCCUACAAAUAUUACAGAGACAAACAUCUAAAGUACACAAGAUGUGUCGAUCAGGGAAACAGAAAGUUUCCAUGCCACCUCUGUAGCAGAUCCUUUGAAAAGCGGGACCGUCUGCGCAUUCACAUAUUGCACGUGCACGAGAAACAUCGACCGCACAAAUGCAUGGUAUGUGCUAAGAGCUUCAGCCAAUCAUCGAGUCUAAACAAGCAUAUGCGGGUACACAGUGGAGAGCGGCCCUAUAAAUGUGUUUACUGUAACAAAGCCUUCACGGCUUCCAGUAUCCUCAGGACACACAUCAGACAACACUCUGGAGAAAAACCGUUUAAGUGUCGACAUUGCGGGAAAGCCUUUGCGUCGCAUGCGGCACACGACAGUCACGUGCGAAGGACGCACGCGAAGGAGAAGGCAUGCUCUUGUGGUGUCUGUGGCAAGAUAUUUGCCACCUCAUUUGAACUGAAAUUACAUAUGAAUGUUCACACCACAGGAUAGUCGGUGAAAUAAUCACAGAGGAGUGGCUGAGUUUAAUUUAUUGUGUUUGUGAGUGAAGUGUUUGUUUUCUUUAAUGAGAUGUUCAUUCAAGGUCUAUGUAACGUGCUGUUGUACACGAUGUACUGAAAUGUUUGAAAAUUAAAUAGGAUUGUCAUUGUCAGGAACUUAAUUUGAAACUCAGUUCUACACGUUCAUCGGACGUAUCGAUCACUCGUAAAAUAGUAUUAAUCUUUAAAAUACUUGCAAUAUAAGCAACUUUUCUUAACACCAUUCAGCCGAGAUUGGUCAUUAAAGAGCAAUUUGUAAUAUAUAGCUUUUCGCAACUAAUAUGCCCUAAGUGGUUUUGUAUUGAUUUUUUUCAAAGCGUAGGUACGUGAGAACAAAUGAAACAACUAUAUGUUCUUAUUAGGGACCAUGCACUCCAAUUAAUAAUGAUAUUACAUUAAUUACACUGGGUAUAUCAUUUUAGGAUUUUUACACCGAACACAUGCCUGUACAAAACAUAAAAUGAUUGAUAUUGUUCAAUAUUUAUCAUGUUGAAAGGUUAAUCGUAUUUAAUGUUCAAACAAGUUUACACAUUUCCCCGUGUUAAUGUAUAUCGUGUGAGACAAACUUUUUAGACUUUAAAAACUUUAAGAUGUAUUACUUGGCUUGAAAAGCUUGAUCUGUUUUAUUAUAUAUUGUUUGUUGAUAUUCUUUAUAUUAUGCCAACAACAUUAUAAUUAAUCAUAAUUCAUAACAAACAUUUAAAGGGCGAAUUGUGAAUUGUUAUUUAAUUUUAAACUUUUGAUUUAAUAUUUUGAAAAGAAAUAACAUUAGAGCGUGCUUUAAGUUAUUGUUGAACUGCCCAUCCUUGGCAUUAUAAUUAAGGUGUUGAAUCGUAAUGAGGUUUGUAGUAUGAAAUAUGUUAGCAUAACAAUCAUUAUAAAGCGACCAUAUGUUUAUAAUAUUUGUAUAAACAAUAAAAAUGUUAGCCUUGUUGA